Messenger RNA from Marchantia polymorpha subsp. ruderalis, 2092 nucleotides. Lineage: Eukaryota; Viridiplantae; Streptophyta; Marchantiopsida; Marchantiales; Marchantiaceae. The record is from the annotation of a GenBank genome assembly.
AAUAGGCGGUUGCUUUUGUGGCAGACAGCAAUCAUGAACUUAUCGAACUCCUGAUGAUGAGUAGGGGCCGACUCAAGACGAGAUUUUGAGGCCUCGGAGCGAUUGCAUUUAUAAGGUGCUAGCCAGCCAGCCAGCCAGCCGGCAAGCGCAGCUCUCGAUCAGGCGUUGCCACACACGCGCAGAUGGAUCGAGGUUCAGAAUCUCCGUUGCUAGACGGAGGUCGCUCGACGAGAACGAAGGCCGUGUCGUGGCUGCGCUUGUCGGCAGCGCUUCUCGUGCUGACAUCGAUUGUAGUCCCGGCCGCGUUGUGGGCGAACAGAUCCCAUGGGGCUCUGCCUGGAGAUGGAGAUGGAGCUGGACCGUGUCAUUGUAAGGCUUCAGACAUGGGAGAUCCACCACCAGGCUGCAUCACCCGAAGCGAAAACUCAACCUACGACGGCAAUCCGCUCGUGGAGCGAUUCCGGAGGUACCUGCGGAUCAGAACGGACCACCCGGAGCCGAAUUACUGCUGCGCCGUGGCUUAUCUGCGAGGGAUCGCGGAGGACAUCGGAGGACUGGAAACGAUGGAAGUGAGCUACGGCAAGUCCACGUACAAGCCGUUUCUGAUCGUCACGUGGAGAGGAACGGACCCCGGGCUGCCAUCGAUUCUGCUCAAUUCGCACACCGACGUCGUGCAGGCCGACCCGUCGAAUUGGAGGCACGAUCCCUUCUGUGCAUUCAUGGAGGAAAACGGAGACAUUUUCGCCAGGGGCGCGCAGGAUUGCAAGGACUCGGGCAUGCAUUACCUGGAGGCCAUUCGGGAGCUGAAGAGGAAAUCUUUCGUUCCGGUGCGCACCAUUCACGUCGUCUACACGCCCGACGAAGAAAUUGCGGGCGAAGAGGGCUUUGAAUCCUUCGUUGCGUCCGAGCAGUUCCGGGGCAUGAACGUCGGUGUAGCCAUAGACGAAGGAGGAGCCACUCCCGGAGAUUCUUUCAGAGUUUUUCGCGGAGAAAAGGCUGCUUGGUGGUUGACGAUCACGGCGUUCGGGAAAUCCUGUCAUGGAUCGGUGAUGCUGCAGAACGGAGCAAUAGAAAAUCUGAUAAAAAGUAUGAAUUCGAUCAUGGCAUACAGACAAACGCUGUUGGACCUGGUGGCUGCAGGAGUAGACGACUCAUCUGUUGCCUCCAUCAGUCCCACUUACUUGAGCGCUGGAGUCACUACAGCCACGGGGUAUGUCAGUAACAUCCAACCUGAGCAAGCGAGCGCGGGGUUCGAUAUUCGGAUUUCGCCGUUGGCUCCCGAGGAAGGCUCCGACAUACUCAAUCUCAUUAAGACCGAGUGGGCACCCAAAGAGCGAAAUAUGUCCUACGAGUUUUUGCAGUUCGGUGAAACGGAGGUGGUUACGGUGGUGGAUGACUCGAAUCCUUGGUGGAGCCUACUGAAGAACGCUAUACUCGAGUCGGGCCACAUGCUCCAGGAACCGCUGCUCGCGUCAGCCACUUCUGAUAGUCGUAACCUCCGACUGCGGAACAUUUCUGCCUUCAAUUUCGCAGCUGUGAGCAACACAAUCGACAGGGUCCACGGCGUCGAUGAGUAUUUGAAUGCAGGAAUCUAUCUGGCCGGUGUACCUGUUUUUGAGAAUAUAAUCAAAGCGUUCAGUAGUUUUUCAUAGCGGUAAAUCGGCACAUACUUUCAAGUUUUUAGUCGUGGACAAGGAGGGAGGAUCAACCCAUUCACUAGUUCGUCUUCCACUUUCCAGUCGCUUUACCUGCAAAGAAAAGUUCUAUCACAUUUCACCAGGAGCGGUUCACAUUUUGGAUCUAUCUGUCCAAUCCUGCAUGUCAUCCAACACCAUUCGAUUUCGAGGAAGGAAUCCUCUGGCCUUGUGUACAUCAGAUCUAGACCAGAAGAACAUUGCACAUCGGACUGCAGCGUAUGUCUAUGCAUAAACUGUACCAUUGUAGUUGAGGCAGCAAGUUGCCCCUCUACUGUUAGUGUUGGAGCUCUUUUCGGCCAUCUGUAGUUCAAAAAGCUUCAGAGUAACAAAUGUGAAAUCCUCUAGUUUAAUCCAAACUAAAACUACUUUCCCCAUUGCGCGGUGUGACAUGACGA